GUUCAGGGAAGGACGUACUUCGCGUCGCUCCUGACCCGCUCCGACCUUCCCCGCGCUGUGUCUGCGUGCGAGUUUCAUCUCGCUGUGUGUGUUAGUGACGACGCAUUUCUCAAUAAUUUAAUAGUAAACGUUCCGUGAGAUAUUGAUAGAUUUUAGUACGUAAUGAAAAAUACCUCUCCUAAAUUGAUUGACACGUGGGAUUGAAUUUUAUACGGAAAACGAAUAUGAAGAAAUCGAAAACUAGUGUUUUGUGAUGUGAGUACUUGCCAUAUACGAAAUAUACCAGCCAAACAACCGAUGGAUUAAGAAAAGUUUACAAGUGGGUGUUGUUGACCUUUGAGGAAAAUUGUGUUGUCGCAGAACAUCUUCAUCCUUUAUGAAUAGUGAACAAAACAAAGGCGUGUGAAGCUACAGUGAUAUGGUUUAUAGCUUAUCAUUCAAUCGUUAGUCGCAUUGUGUUGUGCCACAGGUUUAUCAUAUUGCAGCUUCACCUUUCCCUAGAAGAUGCGAGGCGGCGGGUGGCAGCCGGGCUGGUGCUGGCGGCUGGCCUGGUGGAGUCUGCUGCUGCUGUGCGAGGCGACCGACCCGCGGUUCGAGCAGAGGUUCGCCAACGAGCCGUCGCCGCAGACCGCCGUCAUCGGUUCGACGGUCGUGCUGCCUUGCCGGAUCAUCAACAAGGUCGGAGUGCUCCAGUGGACGCGCGACGACUUCGGCCUCGGCAACGAGAGGGAGCUGUACGCCUUCAAGCGGUACCGCAUGAUUGGCUCCGACGAAGAAGGAGACUACAGCCUUCGGAUUAGUCCCGUGACCCUCGAGGAUGACUCCUACUUCCAGUGUCAGGUCACAGGAUGGAAGGACGUCCCUGGAGUGAGGUCACAGACGGCCAAGUUGACGGUGUAUGUCCCUCCCGAGCGCCCUGAAAUCACCCAGGGCUCCGUCGUGACCACCACCGCCGGCGCCGCCGUCCAGCUGGAGUGCGUCUCCCGAGGAGGCAAACCGGCUGCCGAGAUCCAGUGGCUGGACGGGUCUGGACGCGUCGUGACGGAGGGCAUCCAGUACGAAACCGAGAUGAUGAAGGACGGCCACCGCAUGAAUGCCAAAUCGACGCUGAGUUUCUUGGCUUCACGGGAGCACCACAACACCGUUUUCACGUGCACGGCCUCCAACCCUGCUCUUCACCAGGCUUUCAGGACGCAGGUGCGUUUGGAGGUGAGCUAUCCACCCGAGGUGACGAUCACGCACGACCAGGACGGCUACAGGGAGGGCGAAACGGCCACGCUGACCUGCGCCGCCUCGGGGAAUCCGCCGGCGCUAUCCUAUAGGUGGUACCGGAGCGGGAAGCUGGUGCAAGAAAAUAACUCGACGCAGCUGGUGGUGCCUGAGGUGACGCGCGACAGCAACCUGGAGGACAUCACCUGCGAAGUCUCCAACGAAGUCGGCUCCUCGCGCAAGAUCACCCGCCUGUCCAUCCACUACGGGCCGUCGUUCCGCCUGCCGCCGAGCGACCAGUACGCCGAGCACGGCGAGAACGUGACCCUGCGCUGCGAGGUGGACUCCAUGCCAGAGCCGACCAUCGUGUGGAUCAACCAGCAGACACAGACGGUGGCGGGCAAGGGCGCCGAGCUCAGCCUCCGGGUCAACAAAGACAACAUCGGGACCUACCUGUGCAUCGCCAAGGUCGAGGGCUUCCCAGAGAUCUCCGGCACCGUCGGCGUCUUCCUCAAGGGCCCGCCGCAGGUGCGCUCCGAGAAGGUGCAGUGGGGCAAGGCAGGGGACACCGUGCUGGUGGAGUGCCUCAUCACGGGCGCCUCCACGCGCUCUGUCACCGUCACGUGGACGCACCGCGGGCAGGAGGUCGACCUCGAGGAGGGUCGCUACGAGGUGGUGGAGGACAUGACGCCGACGGGACUGCGCCACACGCUCGUCAUCCGCAACGCCAAACUCUCGGACUUCGGCGCCUACAACUGCUCCGUGCAGAACGCGUUCGGCUCCGACGUCUACGAGAUCAUCCUCAACAAAAAGAAAACUCUUCCGCUGCUGCUGAUCCUGUGCGGGGUCACGGGCGGCAUCGUGUUCGUGCUCGUUGUGGCACUGGCCGUCAUCAUGUGUGCCAAGAGGACGGCUGCGCGACAGAAGGACGCAAAAUCCGGAGGUUUACCCGAAAAGACCGUCACUCUGCAGAUGACCGACCAGAAUUCCACGGCCAAUGAGUCCGACUUAAAGGUUGAGUUGGAUCAGCGGACCGGGUCUUCGCUGAGCAACAAGGACGGGGAGCUGGAGGCCUGGGACAAGGAGGGCGAGAACCCGUCCACGCCCACCUACUUGGCCUCCACCAACUCGUACCUCUACCCGGAAACCUUCACCGGGAUUCCUCUGAAAAUCAACGGCCAUUUAACCAGCAAUGGCGGCGGACUUUCGUAUGGUAACUACGCCGACCAUUCGACCGUCGUGGGUGGUUCUCCGAGCCAACAACCUGACCAAACGUCCUCGCCCGCGGGAGGCUACGUAAUGGGUGGGAACAGCAUGGGCGGCGUAAGCGGCUUCACACACACCCCGCCCGGCAUCGUCACUUCGAGCCAGCACUCGCUGUACCCGACUUACACGGACUACGACGCUGGCCACGAGGCCGCCGACGGCGUCCACGGGUUCACUCCCUCAUACAACAACGGCUUCAAUAAUCACAAUUUCAAGACGUCGUCGGGAUCGCUGCCGCUGUCGCUGCACGUGGCCUCUAGAGGGAACGGAAACUCGAGCAACACGUCGACGAUUCCGAGACUAGGGAUUCCGGUCGACCCCAGCCAGUAUAUCGUUCCACCGCGGACCCAGGUUAUGCAGGGCGCGCUGGCCACGCACGUCUGAUGCGUGGCCGGCUCCGCCCAGGCCCGCCUUCCGCGUUGUUAUUAUUAUUGAUAGUUUAAAAACCUCUGAUGAAGCCCUAAAAGACAUUCGGUGGGAGACCAAAGCAGUGUGACCCAGAGUUUAUGUAUUGGAACAAUACCUACAAAAGACGUAUAAUAGUAUUCCAGUCACCUUAGUCAUAGUUCUGUCCAGUGGAUGUUCACUUGCUGAUGAACAUUUAAGUGUUCAAAACAUAGAUAAGAGUGCUAAAACACUAGCAUAUCAGUGUGAACAAACUGUUGGAUUCCCCACAGGACUUUUGUCAGAGGCGUGUUCCUACUGUGGUGCAAUAGUCGUAAGGUUAAGUUGAUGUAAGAAAAUGCGAAAUGUUCUCUAUAUUUUAUGGAAUCACUGUUCUAUUUCUCCCCAAAUUUUACAGUCAUCAAACAUGAAAAGCUCGUCAGAUUUGAAAGUGAUAUUUUCCAUGUAUAAGCCUUUAUGGCAGAAAAUUCUCUUCUAUAGAGUAGAUAUGGAAGUAUAUUUUCAAACUCCAACCCCAAACUCGUGUUAUCUAUUCAUAGCUAUAGUAUUUGUGGUGAAGUUAUAUAAGGCUGUUCUACCAAACGUUUCCCUUUUCGUCCCAGUAUUAUUGAACUUUGCGUCGUUUGCUGAGCAACCGACCGCAAGAAACUGUUUAAAACGAAUCAUGAUAAACAGUAACAAAUGUUGGAAAACUUCACUCAUUCAUAUCAGAAGGUGCCCACGGAGACGGAUAUUGGCGUUUGCAUCGCCUCUACAUAAGCGAGUAUUCAGAAACUUAUAUAAGUCGUAACGUGACUUAAAGCUUUUUGAUGAAGCAAGUUCAAUAUAUAAUGCAUAACACACAAAUGAGUGUCGGAGUGAAAUAUCUUAGGUCCAGGGUCGUUUGCCCUUCCACAUUUUGAAAAGCUCCCAGCCUCCUUUACAGUUAGAUUGACGGUGAAAAGUUGUUUAUUACCAUGAAACUGUUCAUUUUAUCCCGUUUCUGAUACUAGGCAAGGCCGCCGGUCGUGGGAGGCGCCACCAACGGCUCUUGUUUGGGAAAGAGUUCACAUGUGAUGGAUGUUUGCAAACACUAGGCGAAGAGUCCUCAACUUUAGAAGAGUAUAUUUAUACAAAUAUAUGUAUAUACAUAUCCGUACUUACAUAGAUAUAUGUAUGUAUGUACAUAUUUAUGUGUGUG
Messenger RNA from Penaeus chinensis, 4060 nucleotides. Its product is annotated as irregular chiasm C-roughest protein-like. The record is from RefSeq and is a predicted model, not a curated record. NCBI's taxonomy places the organism in Eukaryota, Metazoa, Arthropoda, Malacostraca, Decapoda, Penaeidae. The transcript has 13 exons. Gene Ontology annotation, cellular component: cell-cell junction. Gene Ontology annotation, biological process: cell-cell adhesion. The coding region runs from base 505 to 2859 and encodes 784 amino acids. Gene Ontology annotation, molecular function: cell adhesion molecule binding.